GGAAAGCUAAGAAAAGCGAGCAACCAAGAAAGCAACUCGUCUGCAGCGAGACCCUAACUACAAGGCACCAUGAAGACUUUCACUCUCCUCGCCAUCUGCGCUCUUCUGUCAGUGUGCUGGUCCAUGGGAGCUGUUGAACCAGAGGUUGUUGUGGACCCUGCUGCCGACACAGCUGCUGAUGCUGCACCUGCUGACCCUGCCGCUGCUGACCCUGCCGCCCCUGCCGCCCCUGAUUCAUCCUCCUCAUCCUCCUCAUCCUCUUCUUCCUCCUCUUCCGAGUCCUCCGAGUCCGACUCCAACUCUUCCUCAGACUCAGCAUCCGAUUCUAACUCCAGCUCCGACUCCUCCUCCUCAUCCUCCUCAUCCUCCUCCUCUGAGUCCUCCGAGUCUUCCUCCUCCUCCUCGUCUUCUUCCUCCUCCUCCUCCUCCUCCUCCUCCUCCUCCUCCUCCUCCUCUUCCUCUGAAUCUUCUGAAUCCUCUGAAUCUAAUUCCUCCUCCUCCUCCUCCUCCUCCUCCUCUUCAUCCUCUGAGUCCAAGUCCUCUGAGUCCGACUCCCCUGCCUCCGAUUCUUCCUCUUCCUCUUCAUCAGAGUCAGCUGAGGCUGCUCCAGUCAUGAAGAGAGACUUGGCUGCUGUCCUCCUGAGGAGAAGGAGAGCUGCACCUGCAGGAGACCUCACCCCUCUGCAGCUGGAGAGCCUGAGAGAGGUGUGUGAGCUGAACAUCGCCUGUGACGAGAUGGCUGAAACUGCAGGCAUCGUCGCCGCAUACGUCGCCUACUAUGGACCCGUCCCUUUCUAAGAUAAAGACUCCUCUGUCAUCCACAUAAGAACAGUUUUCUCUUUCAUUUUGUUUUAGAAUGGUGCAACAACUCCCCUGAAUCCAGAAAAGGAGGCGACGAUCAAAAAGUCUGGCCGAAGUUAUUAAGGCACAAAUCCUUGCACAAGUGACCAGCUUUAGUGGUCCUGUAUGAAAUGGCCUCUUCCAGGCUUUCAGAGAGAGGCACAUGGAAACACAAGCCUGUGAAGUAUGCAGUAGCCCACACUAGAUUAAAUUAUUCUUCACGUCUAUAGUAUAAUGCAAUGAAUGGUGCUACGAGUGCAGAUGUAUUGUUUGUUAAUGUAUUGAUGUUUUCACUGUAUGUCGUACUUUAGUCUUACUUUAACUAGAAGUGGUAGUUCUAGUGAGUAGUGGAUGUAGUAAUGAGGUACUGUAGUUUUAGUAGUGGUAGUGUACAGUGUGUGUGAAAUGCACAUCAGUUAUCUGUAAUGACUGUAACCACAAAUUGCCUCUGGGUUUGAAAGUAAUAAAUUAUUUUGUUUUGUCGAA
Molecule: messenger RNA, 1326 nt
Organism: Epinephelus lanceolatus (giant grouper)
Lineage: Eukaryota; Metazoa; Chordata; Actinopteri; Perciformes; Serranidae
Gene: bglapl
Product: bone gamma-carboxyglutamate (gla) protein, like
Biological process (GO): regulation of cellular response to insulin stimulus; osteoblast differentiation; response to vitamin K
Cellular component (GO): extracellular region
Molecular function (GO): hydroxyapatite binding; calcium ion binding; structural constituent of bone
Source: RefSeq, a predicted model, not a curated record